Exophiala viscosa is the source of this 1251-nucleotide messenger RNA. Its product is annotated as FMN-dependent dehydrogenase. Lineage: Eukaryota; Fungi; Ascomycota; Eurotiomycetes; Chaetothyriales; Herpotrichiellaceae. The transcript is spliced from 9 exons. The record is from RefSeq and is a predicted model, not a curated record. The coding region runs from base 114 to 1229 and encodes 371 amino acids. Gene Ontology annotation, molecular function: oxidoreductase activity; FMN binding.
ACCGAAGAUAAGAAGUUUAGUACUUCAACACACCAUGAGUGCACACUGCGUACAGCUAUCCUCUAUACUCUCUCUACUCACCAUCUCGACGUCCAUUUCAACACCAUUUCAAAAUGAUCAUCAAUCGCGGAAUUUCCUUCGACCCUCAUGUCUACACAAUCGCCGACCUGCAGAAGGCCGGCUCGAAGAAUAUGGAGAAGUCACACAGAGAAUUUGUUAAUGAAGGAGCCAUGGACUUAAUCACGCUACGAGACAACGAGGAAGCCUACAACCGCUAUAAAAUUAGGGCUCGAGUCAUGAAAGAUGUCACCAAUAUAGACAUGUCCACGACCAUAUGGGGCAAGAAUGUUGCUUUUCCAUUCGGUUUCUCCCCUGCAGCUUUCCACAAAUUGGCCCACCCGGAUGGUGAGGUUGGAACGUCUCGUGCAACGGCCGAGUUGAAUGUACCAAUGGUAUUGUCGAACUACGCCAACUGUUCCCUGGAAGACGUGGUUGCACAGCGUAAACAGAACCCCUACGGCAUGCAGUUGACGUUGGUCAGGGAUCGGGACAUUACUCUGAAGACCAUCAAACGCGCCGAAAAAGCAGGAUAUGAUGCCAUCGUUCUCUCUAUAGAUGGACCCGUGCUGGGAAUGCGUCUCAAUGAGUAUCGCAACUCAUUUGACCUCCCCGACAGCAUGACCUGUCCAAAUCUCGAGGCCGACGAUUCCGACACUAUGGAAGGAGGCAGUCGGAGAUUGGAAUACGAGGACAACCUCGACUGGGCGAAUGUGAUUCCAUGGAUGAAGGCGAACACCAAGCUUGAGAUCUGGAUGAAGGGCGUACAUACUCCGGAAGACGUUGCCCUUGCUAUUCAGCAUGGCCUCGAUGGAGUCAUCAUCUCCAACACCGGCGGUCGACAGCUGGAUGGAGUUCCUGCCACACUGGAUUCUUUGCGAGAUUGCGCUCCCGUGGCUAAAGGAAAGAUCAAAAUCGCUGUCGACGGAGGCAUCCGUCGAGGUAGUGACGUUUUCAAGGCCAUUGCGCUCGGGGCGGAUUUCUGUUUUGCUGGGCGUAUUCCCUUUUGGGGGCUGGCGUACAAGGGUCAGGAAGGCGUCGAACUCGCCCUGAAGAUCCUGAUGAACGAGUUGAGAGUGACGAUGGCGCUGGCAGGCUGUAAGAGCGUAAGCCAGAUCAACAGGGGCCACCUCGCCAUUCUAGGACUUGACGGAGCCCUGGCGAAGCUGUAGAAAGAAUAACAAUUUGACUGGU